GCUAACGCUAAUUUCACAUUCGUUCGUGUUUCUAUAGCACUACCUUUCUCUCCCAGCCUAUUUGGUUCCUGGCUAAGUGCCUAUUGGCACCGGGUACUCGAGUAAAAAGCUGGGCUGAAAACUUAAAUGGUUAAAAAAACGAAGGCGAACAAUGAAUGCUACAUAGGUAAACUAGUACACAGUUUGCUGCUGUUGGUGGUUCCGAAGCCACUUGUGAAUCCACCCAUCGUUCGUGUAUUUCGUGUUCGACUAUCGCGGUGUCAGUUGUUGAUAGCGGACACACGGACACUUGGAAGCGGAGGGGUUGGGUAAGCUACCACGAAAAACGUGACUCUCACUCGGAUCGGUGGCAGUUCAGUUCUACUUCUACACUCAACCAGAGCCAGCGCCUGAAGCAGCGGCUUUACUCUCACAAGUCAGUCGAUGUUUGGGAGCGCAUUGGAAUGGUUGUGUUUAUUUGAUUGUUGUCGAAUCAGCAGAAGAGGUGAAUUCCCGUACUGUACAGGUGGUUAUUGCUCUCUGCAGAUCAGUGUGCGUGCGUGACAACAGCACAAAGCGAAGGGAAGAAAAUAAAACAAAGGUGGAAGCAAGCAAUUCGAAACGCGUACAGGACAUGCAACCCGCUUGGAACAGGCUGCUGAGGCACGACGGUAAUUCGCAAGAAUACAACAAACUAGCUUGAGGCGUAUGCUGCAGAAUUCGUGACCUGAGAGGAUGUUUCGACGCAAUCAGCCGAUGUCGAGUUCGUCUACGUCAUCCCCGGUAUGUGAUGUGGGCAAUAAAACUGCGGACGGUUCGAGACGCGAUAGCAAGGAUGUAAUGCACAUGGUUUACAUGCCGGUUGAGAUAAAUCAGAUCAAGGAGGAGGUGCCCAAUCAUGACAUACAGGCCGACUCGGAGGUAUCGCUGGAUGCGCACAGUACCCUGGCUCAGGUUUUGGAGGAUUUCUCCAACGAUGAAGCCCCUCACGAACCGGAAAUUGAAAUUAAAACCAGUUCGCGUUCGCUGGUCGAACCGUUCCGGAAGACUACCGGGAAUAACCCACAGAAGAUUAUUCAAAUUCAAAUGAGCAACCUUUCUUAUCUGACGGAUCAGAUGUUUAAACCGGCCCAGGUUAAUUUACUCACCAAGGACAUGCUAGAGCAGAAGAUCACGGAGAAAGAUCCAGAUCUGGUGUACAGGAAGCAUCACAACAACAACAGCACCUGGGCCAGGUACAUGCCGAUGUACUAUAAAGGGGUCAAGCAGAACUAUGUCCGCUGUCUGGAAUGCGGCUGGCUGGUGUUGCACAAGGCGAGCACCGGAACAGGAUCAUUGCUCAGACACAAAUGUAAGAUUAAACUUCCGUCUGGAGUGGAGGUCAAAAUUGAACAACAGCCGGCUUCCAAUCGAAACUUACCGGCCAAAGCGUCGGCGGCAGUGGGACCGACACAGUCGAACGCCGUCAAAUUCCAGACUACCCAAAUGCCGCAGAAUGUGAUCGACGAUUUAGUCCGACAGCAGGCCUGUUUUCUCUAUAAAGAUCUCAGCAGUGUCGACAUGUUCGAUAGUCAAAGCUUUCGAACCUUUGCUCAAAUGUUGGUCAAUAUUGGAGUUUUCUACGGCCAACAGGACAUCGGCUUCCUGGCCGAUCGGGAAAAACUCUUGGAACAUGCCAUUCCCUCAAUUUAUCAGCAGGCAAAAUGCCAGCUGAAUCAAGCACUGCAAGACUGUGAUCUUAGCUAUAGCUUUAGCAGGUUUAGAAACGAAGCUGAACAGAAAACCUACGUCACAAUAAACUCCUACACCAUCGCGGAAGACUACUAUUUCCGUAAAAUCAACGUUAAGACUGUACCCAUGGAUGAAUUGGAAUCAUUCAGGGAUGAAUUUCCAACUAUUGUAACCACAACAUUGGAUAAAGAACAGACUGAACCUCUGAAGUUGGUGUGCGGCUCAGAGCUUGACGGUAUUUGUACUGACGGUUUUGAAGCGAUUCCAUGCGUGGUGACCGCUCUCUGGAAAAUAAUGAAAACCGUCAUGGCCGCAGUCAAGCUCGAUAGUAAACUCUAUCUGGAGAGAACUUUUGUACGAGAUGACAGUGAUGUUGCGGCGGAAGAGGAUUCCAUGUGGAAAAUAAUGGCUCCGUUCAAGGAGCCCAUCAGUAGUCUUAUUUCCGACAGCAAUGUGACCAUCAGCGAGGUGGUCCUGUGGAAGAAAAAACUUGAAAAGUGCUUCCGACUGGAGGAGAAUGACGAUGCAGAAACGAAGACUGUAAAAGAAGCAUUCCAAUCGCAGAUUAGGCAAAGCCUAAAACUACACGAUUAUCAUAAAAUCGCCGUGUUUCUUGAUCCGAAGUUCAAAGGACUUCGAUUUCUCACUGACGAAGAGCGCACAGAGACCCUCGCGAUAGUAAAGCAACAGUUGCAACGUGAUCAGGAUGGCAUCGAGCAGCUCAAAAAACUAUACAGCUGCGGAAAGACGGACAGCAGUGAAAUCCAGAAAGAAACGAAAUUUUACGAGUACAUGGAUGCGUCCCUAGAGGUCGAAUCUGCCGAUGUGGUGGACGACGAAAUCCGGCAGUACGUAAACAUCAAACUGGAAACACCAAUGGACAUCCUGAGUUAUUGGCGCAACGAAAAUGCAUUCCCACUACUAAAGAAGCUUUGCCAGCGUGUACUAAACAUUCCGGCGGCCUGUGACGACAUGAAACAGCUGUUCGGUCGAACCGAGCAGCAGCGUGAUUUUAUGAAAAAACGGGCCGUGCUGCGGCACGAUGAAAUCGACAUGAUGCUGUACUUGAAUCAGAACGGACCGUGAAUAAAAAGACUUGAAAUGUUGUAUUUAUAAGCCGA
This is a messenger RNA of Wyeomyia smithii (pitcher-plant mosquito), 2831 nucleotides long. RefSeq lists its product as uncharacterized. NCBI's taxonomy places the organism in Eukaryota, Metazoa, Arthropoda, Insecta, Diptera, Culicidae. The transcript has 2 exons. The record is from RefSeq and is a predicted model, not a curated record. Bases 715 to 2796 code for a protein of 693 amino acids.